ACCGCAACGGCGGUGCCUCCCAGGCUGGCAUCCUCGCCGUCGGACUGCCCUCCGCGCCUUCCUCUCCAACCGCUUCAUCAAUCUCCGCCACCGCCGCCGGACUACUCCAUCAACGUUUUCCCUCCUUCUAUCCCUAAGUAAAUGGGAUGCUCCCUCACUUUUAGGCGUUUGUUUCCAUUGCGUCGCCGAUCAUCGACUGACAAAGCAGCAAUGAUCAUGAACAAAAAGAAAAUGCAUAGAGAUGAUAGCAAUGCCAACGAUAUCACAAGAAGAGAAGAACUUUGAACAGCAAAGCGCAUGGUUUCCUAAAAAUGCCACCUUUGGCGACAGGGCUUUUGCACCACUGCAAGAGAGGUUGAGUUUCCAUGAGCUCGAAAUUAAAGAAGUUUGUAGAUGAGAUACGAUGCCAGUAAAUCGGUUUCUGUUUUGUGCACCUGCCGAGCAAGCUCGGCAUGGAUGCUUCCUGUGAAAUUGUUCUCUAUUAGCCGAAGGCUGAUCAUCUACAUGAAGUUGCCUAUCUCAGGAGGUAAUGAUCCACACGACUGAUUGGUACUAAAAUCUAUUGCCUAAUAAAUUGUUGCUUUAAACUGUCGAAACCGAUAAAGGUGAGUGAAGAGGUUAGUUCACUCAGCCAUGUAUAUUGUGUGAAGUUUGAUACACAAAGAACAAGAAAAUUCAAUGAAACCAGAAGGUUGUAAAACACACCAGAUCACCUGGUUACAGUCUAACAUCGCGACAGCAAUUCAAGAGUCCUCACCCCUCAGCCACCGCACUCGAAGAAUACCGAGUUAAGCAACUAAUCCAAGACGACCAAGAUUUACCAGCUGACAGACAAAGAUAAAAUCUAAUAGCACUCUUUCAGCCUGUUCAUCAGCUUCACAAGGCACUUUGACAACCACCUUUCCAGUGAUCGAGUAUCCUUCUGAUCCUUUUUCUUGGCAUGGCAGAAAAGAGGAUGGCCAUAAGAUCUACAAGGAGAUGAGUAGCCGAAGGUGUCCCCCUGACUUGACUCUUCUAAAUACUUACAUGGAUUGCACCUUCAAGGCAGGCGAAGUUGAAAAGGGCCGUGCCAUAUUUGAGCACAUCAGAGAUUGUGGAUUAUCCCCUGAUACUUAUAGCUAUUUUGCAUUGAUUCAUGGUCUCACGAAAGCUGGCCAUGCACGUGAAACAUACAAGUUGUUUUACGCCAUGAAAGAUCAAGGUUGUGUGCUAGACAGACGUGCAUAUAAUGUUGUCCUUGAUGGUUUCUGCAAGGCAGGUAAAGUAGAUAAAGCUUACCAGCUCCUGGAAGAGAUGAAGGCCCAGGGCCAUCCUCCCACCGUGGUUACAUAUGGGACGGUGAUAGAUGGUCUUGCAAAGAUUGAUAGGCUUGAUGAGGCUUACAUGCUAUUUGAAGAAGCAAAAUCGCUUGGCAUAGUGUUGAAUGUUGUUGUUUACAGUAGUUUAAUAGAUGGUUUCGGUAAACUAGGGAGGAUCGACGAAGCUUAUCUGAUUAUGGAAGAGAUGAUGCAGAAAGGUCUAACGCCUAACGUGUAUACAUGGAAUUGUCUAAUGCAUGCUCUAGUGAAGGCACAGGAGAUAAAUGAAACGCUUGUUUGUUUUCAGUCGAUGAAAGAAAUGAAGUGCACUCCCAACACCUAUACUUACACCAUUCUUAUAAAUGGUUGUUGUCGAGUGCAGAAGUACAACAAGGCUUUUGUAUUCUGGCAAGAAAUGCAGAAAAAUGGUCUGGUUCCUAAUGUGGUCACCUACACAACCAUGAUAUCGGGAUUGUCGAAAUUAGGGAACAUAUCAGAGGCUAGUAAACUCUUUGAGAAGUUUAAGGCUAACAGUGGUAUUCCCGACUCAGUUAGCUUCAAUGCUCUCAUAGAAGGGAUGAGCAAUGCCAAUAGACCGAUGGAUGCUUACAAGGUUUUUGAAGAAACUCGAAUAAGGGGAUGUAAAAUUAAUGCCAAGACUUGUAUGGCUCUCCUAGAUGCAUUGAACAAGGCUGAAUGUCUUGAGCAGGCUGCCAUUGUUGGUGCUGUCUUGAAGGAGAUGGCGAAAUCCCAGCAUGCUGCUAGAUCAUUGUAGAGUGCACAUUGAUGUGGUAAAAUGAAGUUUAUCCUUGUCCUAAUAAAAGAAUUCCUUCACAAAAGAUACAUUUGUCUUGUUGUACAAGUUGUUGUUCCUGAGAAAACAUUACUUAUGCUCCGACAUAACAAAGAUAGGUUGAGAAUCACAUAUCUGUUGCUAUUGAUUUUGGCACAUCAGUUAGAGAAUUCUUACCAUUUGUUCCUGCUAGCUGACCGAAGGUUUCUUGACUCCAAUCAUUUUUUCAUCAUGAAGGUUUAUGAAGGAUGCACCAUUGAGGUACUAGAAAGAUAAGCUCUCAUGUUCGAAUCAAUUAUGUUACUAGUUUAGUAGAAUGCUUUAAUGGAGUUAACAAAGUCUAGCAGCAUGUAUUUCUCAGCUAACAAUUUUGUUUCUCCCCCUAAACUUCGGUAGCUGUCCGAAAAAGGCUCUUAGACUCUUCAAAUCUUCAUUUUACCUCCAAUUUCCAUUAAUGUCUGUCAUCAGCAAGAAAUAGUCGUGUGGCACAUCGACAUUAAGAAUAACUACAAAUGUUCAUGUUAUGGCACCAUUCUACCGAACAAAACAUCCUGAUAAAAGCUCUGGUAGAGCUUCUCGAGAAGAUGAGCAGUGUUGAGGAAUCAGGUUGCUUCAUAUGAAACCUUGUAUCAUACAUGUUACUGCAUAUGAUUCUUUAACUUUGGACAGAGCUUUGCAGUUUCUCACAGCAUUUUGCGUGUAGUCUAGUCUCUUCAAGUUUCUGUUGUUCGGCAAUGCAAACUUCAAGCGAAAAUGCAAGAGACUUGAAUCCGCCAAAAGAAUCAGGGAUGAAGAUGUAUAUGCUUCAGGAAAUAGUUGUGUCAUCAGGAGGUUUGUCAAGACAAUCUCCAUCUACUUCUCUUGCAUUUAGUGUUCUGAAAGACAAAGAGACAUCCCGAUGUGCAAAUAAUAGGGCGAAUAUUGUAUUCAAGUUUCGAUCAGGAAUUUUUUUUAAGAAAAAAC
Molecule: messenger RNA, 3054 nt
Organism: Zingiber officinale
Lineage: Eukaryota; Viridiplantae; Streptophyta; Magnoliopsida; Zingiberales; Zingiberaceae
Product: pentatricopeptide repeat-containing protein At3g06920-like
Exons: 4
Coding region: 979-2073 (364 amino acids)
Molecular function (GO): protein binding
Source: RefSeq, a predicted model, not a curated record